AUGUCUUACAGCCAGGGGGAGAGAGUCCCGACGAAGGUGCGAGUCAUCGUCACCAAGUUCGUGCAAGUCGAUGCCGGGCAAUUCAAGUCCGUGGUGCAAUGCCUCACCGGCAAGGAUUCCGUCGUCGCUGAGGCGCCGGAGAGCUGGAACGGUCGUAGCGAGAAGAGCCAUGUGGUCGAUCGAAGCUGCCGCAGAGGAGGCGGAAAGCGGGUGACACUGGGGGAUCAUGAGGUGCAAAGGGAGGAUGAGGGAGGAGUUGAGUUGCUGCCUACUAUAGACGAGUUAUUUGAGUUGUUGGGAGAUUAA
Molecule: messenger RNA, 306 nt
Organism: Musa acuminata AAA Group (dessert banana)
Lineage: Eukaryota; Viridiplantae; Streptophyta; Magnoliopsida; Zingiberales; Musaceae
Product: VQ motif-containing protein 1-like
Exons: 1
Coding region: 1-306 (101 amino acids)
Source: RefSeq, a predicted model, not a curated record